AUGCCCAAGAAAAAGGAAAUUAUAGGUGCCCAAAGGGACACUAUUGCGGCCCUUGAGGCCAAAAUAGUGGCCCAAAAUGCACAAAUCCAGGCGCUAUUCGCCGAACUUCGUUCGGUGAAGGAUUCCAUCGCCGGCCAACCAUCUGCUGGUACCCUGGCGGCUGCCCACCCCCCAGCUGCCGCCCCCAUGCCCGCCACCGCCCCCAUGGGCACCCAACCGCCCCCCAAUCCCAAAAACAGCACUCCAGCUGUGGCACCCAAGCCCGCUGCCAUCCCCAUGCCCGCCACCGCCCCCAAGGGCAACCAACCGCCCCCGAACCCGAAAAACAUCACUCCGGCUGCAGUUGCCAAGCCCGCUGCCACCCCCAAGCUCGCCACCGCCCCCAAGGGCAACCAACCACCCCCCAACCCCAAAAUCAACAUUCCAGCUGUUUCUGUUAAGCCCGUCGCUCCAUCCACGAGCAACCAACCCCUCACAUCCCCCAAACCCGGCGCACCUGCCAACCCAUCGAAACCAGCCGUUCCUCCAAGGAACGACAAACCGGUGGCUAAGAAGGCGAAAGUCCUCAAGCCACUGUCAUGGUCCGACUCUGAUUCCGAGAUGUCGGUGGAUGUUCCCGUUACUCCUGCGGCCUCCCGUGCCCCUCCCGCCCCCGUUCCCGCGCGUAAGCGCAAAAAUCAUGCAUCCUCCGCCUCUUCGACGGAAUCCUCUGAUUCCGAGAGCAACAACUCUCGGAACGGGGCUCCCGUUGAGAAGACGGUCCCUAUCCACGUGCGCGACCACUCUGUGUGGCCCGCACUCCAAAAGAAGCUCGCCGGUGGUGACAUCCGCUACCGGCAAGCUAAGAACACCUCCCUGGGCGUUCGGAUCAUCCCCGAACGAGUGCAGGACCACCGAGCCAUUACCAAACUUCUCGAAAAAAGAAGCAUCCCUUACAACACCCACCAAUUGCCCGAAGAUAAGCAACUCGUUGCUAUCAUUCGCGGCGUUAAUCAGGCCGUGUCUGAGGACCAGGUUCGAUCCGAACUGGUCAAUAUGGGCCUCCCUGUCGUCAAGGUGCAUCGAAUGCGCCGUGGCGAAAACAUCUGGCCACUAAUGUCGGUGCACCUGCACCGUACCGAGGUGGCCAAAUUGAUCUUCGACGUCCACGUCGUUGCGGGCCUCUCCGUAACGGUGGAAGCGAAGAGAAAGUCCACCGUCGUUCCACAGUGUGGCCGAUGCUUAAAGUUCGGCCAUACAAACAACUACUGUUUCGCCGACUUCGUGUGCAGCUUCUGCGCACACGGACACAUUUCUGCGGAAUGCCGCAAGAAAUCUGUGGACGGCGCCAAGCCACGAUGUGCUAACUGUGGCGGCGAACACCGUGCCACAUACCGCGGGUGCCCGAAGGCACCCAAACCCAAGAACUACCCGGCCCCCAAAAAGGCCACCCCAACCCCCCGAGCAGCCAAACCGGUGGCACCUGGAGUUUCGUACGCCCAGGCGGCCACCGCCACUCCGCAUCCUGCUCCUCAGGUCGUGCCGGCUCCACCGGCCGCCCCCGCUCCCCCGACCACUCCACUCACCCCCAACAAUGUGUCCCUUGAUUCGAUCCAGCACUUCGUGCUGGUCGUUCAGCCACUACUGGCGCAACUGGCAACGGCACUUCAGCCGUUUGCCGCCCCCCCCCACCGCCCAAGUGACUCGUAA
Messenger RNA from Aethina tumida (small hive beetle), 1689 nucleotides. RefSeq names its product protein diaphanous homolog 1-like. The record is from RefSeq and is a predicted model, not a curated record. Bases 1 to 1689 code for a protein of 562 amino acids. The transcript has a single exon. Lineage: Eukaryota; Metazoa; Arthropoda; Insecta; Coleoptera; Nitidulidae.